Vicia faba (fava bean) is the source of this 645-nucleotide messenger RNA. NCBI's taxonomy places the organism in Eukaryota, Viridiplantae, Streptophyta, Magnoliopsida, Fabales, Fabaceae. The record is from the annotation of a GenBank genome assembly.
AUGGACUACUUGAUUGAUGUUAUUGGUAUUUUGUCUUCUGUUGGUCGUGAAAAGGUGUAUGAAAGGAAUCGUGUAGCUACUAAAUUUAAAGUUAUUGAGUUGGAAUCCAAUGGAAUUAAGCUUGAGUACACGCUAUUUGGGCUGUAUGUUAAUGCCCUUGACGCCUUUCUGCAAUCUGGCUGUAAUGGAAAUGUUGUUGUGGUUGCUCAAUAUCUAAAAGUGAAAUUGAUUGUUAAGAUAAUAUUGUUUGUAUUAUACUCUAAAAGGAUUUUCUGCCCUAAGUGUGAAAAGUAUGUUUGGACAAUUGUGCCAAGCUACCGUAUCAAAUUUAGGGUGAUUGAUGAAACCGAUUUUGUCACAUUCGUUGUUUUUUAUCGUGAUUGCUAUCUACUAACAAAGAAAAUAUGUGUUGAUUUGAUUGAUCAAAUGGAUUGUGAUGAUGAGCCAACCAUUUUGCCAACAGUUAUUGGUGAAUUGGUUGAACAAAUUAUGCUCUUUAAGAUAGUUUUGAACAAUGACGUGAACUCUGGGUUUGAACAGUCAUUUUGUGUCAAAAAAUUGUGUCCUGACCAAGAAAUCGUGGCUAAAUUCAAAAAUGUUGUUCAUGUAUUAUAUAUUGUCGUACAUAAUGUAAGUGUUAGUUAG